Paramecium pentaurelia is the source of this 439-nucleotide messenger RNA. The record is from the annotation of a GenBank genome assembly. Lineage: Eukaryota; Ciliophora; Oligohymenophorea; Peniculida; Parameciidae.
UAUCAAUUUUGGAUAAUGAUCAAAAAAGUAUAUACAGUACCAACACCAAGAGAAUAGAAACCAAAAAUACAAUAGAAGAGUUAAUAAGAUGUGAUGUGAGUUAUUAUUCAUUAUGAGUAGAAAAUAAACAUAAUUUGCCUAUAUUCCUGAUUAAUCCACUUAAAAAGAAUAAUAAUCUAAGAUGGCUCGCUCAUAUUUAAUGUUUAAGCCUAAGUUAGUCGAAGAAAUAGAUGAAAACAACAUGAAAAAGAUGAAACUCUCAUUUCACAAUUCAAUCACUGACUUAUAAACAUUUGAGGAAUUGGCAUAAGAAUAACAACAGAGGGAAUCUACACCUAAUUUAAAUUAAGCUCCUUAAGAAAAGACUAAGACAUUUGUCAGGUAACUAAUAUUCUCUACCAUUUUAGAAAGUCUAUGAGACACUUAACUUAGCUAUGAA